AUGUCAAACUUAAGCAACACAUCUACUGAAGAGAGUACCGAUUUCUAUCCCGAUAUUAUGUUGUCAUAUAGUUUUCGUUUUUGGCUUUUUCUUAUUUCAAAUAUUUUAUCAAUAUUGUGUUGCUUUUUUGUUCUUUAUUACUUAUUAUUUGAUCGAAUUCUUCGUCAAUCAUUGAAUAAUCAUGUUAUUAUAAUUCUUCUUUUUAUUUGUUUAUUAUAUGAACUACUGGAUGUUCCAUUUAUUCUUAAUUUUUUUCGUUACGGUUUUAAUUGGGAAUUUUCAGUAAGUUUUUCUGUAUUCUGGUCAUUUCUUGAUUAUUCAUUAUAUGGAACACAAUUUAUAAUAUUUUCCUGGGCAACAAUUGAACGACAUAUUCUUAUAUUUCAUGAUCGAUGCUUAUUAAAUCGAAAAAGACGUUUCUUGAUUCAUUAUCUACCACUAAUUAUACUUAUUGUAUAUAGUUCUAUUUAUUAUUGUAUAAUAAUAUUUGCUCCAUUUUGUCCAUAUAUAUUUUAUCGAUUACCUGCUUAUGGUGUUCCUUUUCCUUGUAUAUACUAUUAUGUUAAUAUAAUUGCAAUAUGGGAGCUGGUAUGUCAUCAAAUAAUUCCGAUAUUUAUUAUAAUUUUAUUUAGUUUAUCUCUUUUAAUACGUGUUUUAUGGAAAAAAUCUCGUUUACAUCGAUCAAUUCAAUGGAGAAAACAACGAAAAAUGACGAUACAAUUACUAUCUGUUUCAAUACUUUAUAUUACUUUUAGUGCUCCAGGAGUAUUUUUAAAUAUUUCUUAUGAAUUUGGAGUAUCAAGAGCUGUGGGAAUAACGUUUAUGUCAUAUGCUUAUUUUUUCUCUUAUUAUAUUGUAUUUCUUUUUCCAUUUGUAUGUUUAGGAACAUUGCCUGAACUUAAGAAAAAAUUAGAAAAACUCUUCUGGUAUCAACGUCAAGGAAGACGAAUCGCUCCUGAUGCUCUUUUCAGGACUCGUAUUCCACGUCACUGA
Molecule: messenger RNA, 993 nt
Organism: Rotaria sp. Silwood2
Lineage: Eukaryota; Metazoa; Rotifera; Eurotatoria; Philodinida; Philodinidae
Source: the annotation of a GenBank genome assembly